GCCGGUGCUAACGACCCCAAGACUCGGCGGGCUUGUUGACCCCGCGUCAGAUUGGCAGACUUCAAAACUGAAGCGCUUUUCAUAGCUUGGUGCUUAUCCUGACCUCAACUUCACCCUCAAAAGUCUUUCCUCUGGAAGACCAAUCUCGCUUUUACUACUCCCAUCUCCAGUGUGCAAUAAUUCGCAGAAGAAAAAGCCCACCAUGGCUCCCAAGCAACGUGUUAUUCUCGACACCGACCCCGGUGUUGACGAUGUGCUGGCUCUUCUUCUCGCCCUUAGUGCCUCACCUGAGGAGCUUGAGCUUGCUAUGAUCUCCGUCACUUAUGGCAAUGUUCCGCUUCAGAGCUGUCUCCGCAACGUCGUGGCAACGUUCCACGUGCUGGAAAAAGAGAUGAAGUGGCGCGAGGAGACAGGCAAGAGCACUCGCGGCUUCGGUGCCCUCAACACCCAUAAACCCAUUGUCGCCGUUGGUCCGGAGCACGCGCUGGAGGAUGAGAUCCUCGCGGCCGACCACUUCCAUGGUGCCGACGGUUUACAUGGUGUCCACGAGAAGCAACCUCAUCUUUCCCCCGCCGACACCUGGCGCUCUCUAUUCAGCGACGAAGAGCCCCAGGGUGAAAAAGUCGAGCCUCCUUCGUACUCCAAGUACUUCACCCCAAGCAAGGCUCCAGCGCACAAGGAGAUUCUCCGUGUCCUGAAGGAAUCGCCCGAGAACACCGUCACCGUCGUUGCCGUUGGUCCCCUGACAAACGUGGCGCUGGCCGCUGCUGAGGACCCCGAAACCUUCCUGCGCGCCAAGGAGCUGGUUGUCAUGGGUGGUGCCGUAAACGUCGAGGGCAACGUGACCCCCGUCGCCGAGUUCAACUGCUUCGCCGAUACCGUUGCCGCCGCCCGCGUCUACGCCCUGACCUCGCCCAACCCGAGCUCGACCAUGCCCCCUGUCAUCCACGGCAAAUCUUUUUUGCCCCCUUACCCCGCCAAGCUUUCCAAGCAGCUUAAGCUGACCCUUUUCCCUCUUGAUAUCACCACCCCGCUCGAGCUGAGGAAAAAGUACUUCUACGAGACCAUCCAGCCGAUCACCAAGUCCGGCAGCCCGCUUGCGCUGUGGAUCGAGACCUUCAUGACAGGCAUCUUCAACAAAGUCGAAGCCAUGCUUGGCGACGGCAGUGAGCCCGGUCUGUCCCUCCAUGACCCGGCAUGCAUUUGGUACAUGUUGACCCAGGAUGACCCCGCAUGGGAACCCGUGGCGAAGCCGGAAGAUAUUAGAAUUGAGACCUCCGGCCAAUGGACCAGGGGCAUGCAUGUCAUCGACAGACGACAGAGGGCGAAGCCGGGUGAGCAGUCAAGCAAGGUGGAGACGCAUCCGUCGGAUCCUCUGGAUGCGACCACCUUUGACGAUGUCCCCGGAGACGACAUGGGCUGGCUAAGCGUGAACAAGGGAAACAGAAUUAACAGGAUGGUCAAGACCCCCGGCGACGAGAAGUUUGCCGCCAUCUUGAUGGAUAGACUCUUUGGUUGAACCUGCCGGCAGCACUUGUUGAUUUUCUUCUUCUUUUGUAUAUAGAAAGCGAAUCUAUUCCACGCGGAGUUUUUGAGAUCUGGGGUAUCUGAAAUCAAUAUUCGCUGGGUUCCUUAAACCGAGAGCUGGACCUGCCCGUGACACCUUGUUUUAUUUUUUCUUCGUCGGUCAGCAUAAGUCUUAACGGGGAAGUAAGAGGGGAAGAAAGAUCGUCGAUUGGGCAUACCAAUGUAGUAAAAGAAAACCUGUAGCUCCGCGUGUCAAAUGCUAAUGAUGCAACC
This is a messenger RNA of Neurospora crassa OR74A, 1800 nucleotides long. Its product is annotated as inosine-uridine preferring nucleoside hydrolase. NCBI's taxonomy places the organism in Eukaryota, Fungi, Ascomycota, Sordariomycetes, Sordariales, Sordariaceae. Gene Ontology annotation, cellular component: cytosol. The transcript has 5 exons. Gene Ontology annotation, molecular function: purine nucleosidase activity. The record is from RefSeq and is a predicted model, not a curated record. Gene Ontology annotation, biological process: purine nucleoside catabolic process. The coding region runs from base 203 to 1519 and encodes 438 amino acids.